UUUAUUUGGAUAGAAUUAGGAUCACGGGCAUUGUCAAAAUGAAAUUCCUUGUCGUGGUUACCUUAUUGGCUUUGGCUUAUGCCAAGCAUGAAGAAUAUAUUGGAUGGAAAUCCUACUACAUAGGAGUCACCAGUGACGAACAGUCUCAAGCUUUGGGACCUUUGGUGGAAAAAUAUGAACUGGAUUUUUUGUCUUACCCAAUCCUGGGUCGCGAAGGUGUCGUUUUGGUGAAACCUCAACACCAAUCUGGUUUUACCAAGGAGAUCGAAGCUGCCGGCAUCUCUUACAGAGUUCAUGCUGAUGAUUUAAAAACGCAACUAGACUAUGAUGACCUUCUUAUCGACGUGCAGAGAAGAGCUACGACAGUCAGGAAUGGAGGACGUCAGCUUCCUUAUGACAAUUACCAAGAACUCGAAGUGAUUGACGCGUACCUGGACUAUAUUGGCGAUGAAUACCCUGAUAUUGCCACUGUUGUGACUGCUGCUGAGUCUUUCGAAGGUCGCCCCAUUAAGUACGUCAAGAUUUCAUCUACGAACUUCGAAGAUGAGAGCAAACCAAUCAUCUUCAUUGACGGAGGCAUUCACGCCAGGGAAUGGAUCUCUCCCCCAACCGUCACCUAUGCUAUCCACAAACUGGUUGAAGAUCUAACCGAGAGCGACCUUUUGGAUAACUUUGACUGGAUUCUCUUGCCUGUGGUCAACCCUGACGGAUACAAAUUUACUUUCACCAACCAACGAAUGUGGCGUAAGACUCGUUCCACCCACCCAACAUCGCCAAAUUGUAUUGGAACUGAUGGUAACCGCAACUACGACUUCUUCUGGAACACCGUCGGUACAUCCUGGAACCCUUGCAGUGACAUCUACCCUGGCACGCAGGCCUUCUCAGAAGUGGAAACAAGGGUUGUUAGAGAUAUUCUCCACGAAAAUUUGGCUCGCAUGGCUUUGUACCUUACCAUUCACAGUUAUGGUAGUAUGAUCCUGUAUCCUUGGGGUCAUGAUGGUUCUUUAUCCCAUAAUGCCCUUGGACUGCACACCGUGGGUAUCAACAUGGCUGCAGCUAUCCAUGAAAAGGCCCUUCCUAACUUCCCAAGAUAUGUAGUUGGGAACUCUGCUCUUGUGCUUCGGUCCUACAUUUCAGGGUCAUCGGAAGAUUAUGCGCAUUAUGUUGGAGUGCCUUUAUCCUAUACUUAUGAGUUGCCUGGCUUCGGUUGGGGCACGCAAGGCUUCCACUUGGAGCCACGAUUCAUUAAACAGGUCGUUGAAGAGACCUGGGCUGGUAUUGCGGUUGGUGCAAGAAGAGCUGGAGAAUUGUUUGUUGCUAAUAAAAUGGCACAAGUUUAAAAUGACUGGAAAUGGAAAUGUGCAAGUGAAUUUUGCAAUUUUGACAAACCUGUACGUAUCUGAAUAAAUAUAGGGUUUUAUUUAUUAAGUAA
Spodoptera exigua (beet armyworm) is the source of this 1432-nucleotide messenger RNA. The record is from the annotation of a GenBank genome assembly. NCBI's taxonomy places the organism in Eukaryota, Metazoa, Arthropoda, Insecta, Lepidoptera, Noctuidae.